UGCAACAUUACACAACUGCAAGUCGAGCUGUUAUGCUGUACAUUUAUUAUUGCCAGCAGGUUACCCUUGACAUGGUUAACUGAUUUUUCUCAGUUGUCACCGACGCAGGUCAAUCAUUUAUGUUGCUCUACUUGAACUAAAUUUCCUAACAGAAACAUUUAGAAAUUCAAUGCACACAUCUUAGCAAGCUAUGAGUGCUAAAAAUAGUUCUUGUUUUGUGCCAGUAUUGCUUCUGUUAUGUUUCUUGAUGAGCUUUCACCUCACCUUUGGAGCGGACAGCAUAGUAACUAAUCAGGCUAUCUCUGGCAACCAGACCAUUGUGUCUUCAGGGGGAAAUUUUGAACUUGGUUUCUUCCAGGCAGGUAACUCAUCCAAGUACUAUGUUGGUAUAUGGUUCAAGAAGGUUUCUGAUAAAACUGUUGUAUGGGUCGCUAACCGAGAGAGGCCCGUCAUGGAUAAGUACUCUUCAGAGCUGAAAGUUGUGGAUGGUAACUUGGUGCUUUUGGAUGAGAAGGAAACUGAAGUUUGGUCCACAGAUACAAAUUUUAAGGCCUACGAUGUAGAAGCAGUACUUCUUGAUGAAGGAAACUUAGUGUUGAGAAAUGGAUCGAAGAGAACACUAUGGCAGAGUUGGGACUGGCCAUCUGAUACAUGGUUGCCUGGUAGUAAGAUUGGAUACAAUAAACGUACAAACAGGAAGCAGAUUCUUACUUCAUGGAAGAAUCCAGAAGAUCCAACUCCUGGAAUGUACACUUUGGAACUGGAUCCAAUUGGAAAUCAGUAUAUAAUCAGGUGGAACAGGUCCCAGCAGAUAUGGGCUAGUGGAGCUUGGAAAGGGCAGAUAUUUAGUAAUGUUCCUGAAAUGGGGAAAAAGUUUCUGUUUAAUUUUAACUACACAACUACUGAGACUGAGGUCUAUUUCACAUACUCUCUAAUAAAUACUUCACCAUAUAUUGCUAGAUUUAUUAUGGAUUAUACUGGGCAGAUAAAGCAACUCACAUGGUUGGAUAAUGUACAGAAGUGGUUUUUGAUUUGGUCUGAACCAAAAACACAGUGCGAAGUUAAUGCUUAUUGUGGAGCAUAUGGUGUUUGCAAUGCCAUGGUGUUUCCUGUGUGUGACUGCUUGCCUGGCUUCAAGGGCAGAUUUGAGAAAAGCUGGAGUUUGAGAGAAUAUUCUGGUGGUUGUGAGAGAAUUACUAAAUUAGAGCAUGGUGAGGCAAACACUGGCAAUUUGAAAGCGGAUAUUUUUGGUGAAUAUCCUUAUAUGAAAUUGCCUGAUAAUCCACAACUUGUCUCAGCUGUGAAUGCUACAGACUGUAAAUCCAUUUGCUUGAGCAGAAUUUCUUGCACUGCAUAUGCUUACUACGCUGAUGCCUGUUCCACUUGGAGAGGGGACCUCUUUAAUAUGCAACAGUUGGCUGGAGAUGACAUUAAUGGAAAAGUCAUCUACAUUCGGCUCCAUGCAUCCAAGCUCUCUAAAAAUAACAAGGGGAUUAUCCCUGGCGCUAUUGGAGGGUCGAUUGCAGUUGUAAUUGUCAUGGUAAGCCUUAUUUUGAUUGCAAUUAAGAAGCGGAAAUUAAGGAGAGCCACUGAAGCUGCUAAACCUGUAGAAGGCACAGUGGUGGCAUUUGGUUUUAAGGACUUGCAAACUGCAACAAAGAAUUUCUCUGAAAUGCUGGGCAGGGGAAGUUUCGGAUCAGUUUUCAAGGGAACAUUACCUGAUUCAACAGUCAUAGCAGUGAAGAAGCUAGAGGGCAUCAGGCAAGGAGAGAAGCAAUUCCGCAAUGAAAUCAGCACGAUUGGUUUCAUUCAACAUGUAAAUCUUGUGCAUCUUCUAGGUUUCUGUUCUGAAGGUAACAAGAAAUUGCUGGUGUACGAGUAUGCAUCCAAUGGAUCAUUGGAUUCCCAUAUUUUUAACAAGGAGAAAAGCAAAAGUACAUUAUCCUGGAGAGCAAGGUAUGAGAUUGCAUUAGGGACAGCGAGAGGAUUGGUUUAUUUGCAUGAGAACUGCAGGGAUUGCAUCAUACAUUGUGAUGUAAAGCCUGAAAACAUUCUUCUAGAUACUCAUAUGUGUCCUAAAGUUGCUGAUUUUGGUCUAGCAAAGCUGGUUGGGCGUGAUUUUAGUAGGGUUUUGACAACCAUGAGGGGGACUAGAGGGUACCUUGCACCUGAAUGGUUGUCAGGCGCAUCAGUUACAGCAAAAGCAGAUGUGUAUAGCUAUGGAAUGAUGUUGUUUGAGUUUGUGUCAGGAAGGCGAAAUGUGCAGCACACAAAUGGUAAAAUUAACUUCUUUCCAACAAGCGCUGCAAAAGUGAUAAUAAAUGGAGGCGACAUUCUUGGCAUAUUGGAUCCCAAUUUAAACCAGGUUGCUGAUGUAGAAGAAGUAACAAGAAUAUGUAGAGUUGCGUGUUGGUGCAUCCAAGACGAUGAAACUAUUAGGCCCUCAAUGGGCCAGGUAGUUCAAAUUCUUGAAGGAGUUUUAGUUGUAGACUUGCCUCCAGAUCCACGAGUACUUCAAGUCUUUCUUGACAAUGAAGAGGAUGUUGUUUUCUUCAGUGACGAGUCAUCGUCCACUGUCCAAAAGCAAUACUUUAAAAGAAAGAUCCAAGUUCCCCUGAAGACUCCAGGAUGAGGAUGCAUUUGAACAGUGUACUAAUUGUGUUCCCAUAGGUAAAAUGCAUGUGUUUGAGUAUAAGUAUCCAACACUAGCUAACUAGGUGUAUGCUUAUAGUGAUUUGGGUAGAAGUUCUAAGAAUUUGGUUAAACUAAAUGACAUUAUAAGUAUAUGUGAAGCAGAUCUGCAUGUGUACAUCCAUGAGUAGUGAGUAGUGAGAUUCUUGAAUUCCAGACGAACCAAAAGCAGAAAGUUCCUAGGUCUGAAGGUGGCGUUGAAAACAUCAUUUAGCCUGCUGCCCCAAGGGUACAUUGUACUAUCUCUAUGGUGUGUUUUUGUAGUAUAUAACAUGUGUAUAAAAAAGUACAAGGGAUGACUUAUUACAUCAUUUCAUUUUCUUAAACCUUACUCAUGUUAAUACUUUUCUCUGAUAAGAUACUUUUCUGCCUUCACUGCAAUAAGCUUGUUUAUAUGCAAGGUCCUGAACUGAUAAGUGCUCUCCGGCUAUCCCCCACUUGUAUAUUUGAUUACAACAAGCAGACCUUUGCGUGCAUAUUGACUGUGGCGUCGGGUAGCAUUUGAUUAAGUUGUUGAAGACUUAAAUACUGCAUAGAUUCCAGAUGCGCUGAUUGCGGUGAAUAAAAGAGUUGGAUACAUGUCAUAUUAGUACAUGAUUAUGACAGUCUUUUAUUGAUGGUUAACACCAGAAGGGCCAUCUUCAUAACUUUAGCUUAUUGGAAUUGAAUUAUACCAGAGUUCUAGCAUUGUACAACUAGCAGAGUCGCAUUCUGGUGCAAGUAAAAAUGAUCAGUUUUAUUGAAGAUAGUUCGAUUCUUCUAGGGGUUUGAAAGUGAAUUUGCCUCCAGAUCAUUAAGGCUGUUAACUCUCAAGUUUGAUGGACAGUUUAGAUGAUACUGUUUUUACUGAUGAGUCACCCUGAAGUUAUUCUGUGUCCAAAAUCGGUAGAUUAGCUGAUGUCUACAAGAUCUCAAGACUUUGAAGAAGCUGUAUCCUCGCGUCUGAGUGGCUCCGUACUUUUCUGUAACUUAACAGAAUUACAAGAUGUAUGAUGUGUUAUAAGUUACUGACCCCCAAAUUUUGAUAAGUCUACAAGAUCUCAGGACUUUGAAGAAGCUCUAUCCUUGUUAAUUUCGAAUGUAAAAAUUAGAGCAUAACAGCAAGCAGAGAAUGAAAUGAGCAGAUUAGUCCUAAGAAAUUAGCGUUCGGGUACCUCAAAUGAUAUAUAAAACUGACCAUCAGAAAACAGUAAUCACAAUUUCUAUUAGGUGCACAGAAAACACAAAUGCUUGUUCUGAGCAAAGCUGAUGGACGUGUAUAUGUAUUCAUUCAAACACGUAAAGAA
Molecule: messenger RNA, 3977 nt
Organism: Daucus carota subsp. sativus
Lineage: Eukaryota; Viridiplantae; Streptophyta; Magnoliopsida; Apiales; Apiaceae
Product: G-type lectin S-receptor-like serine/threonine-protein kinase At2g19130
Exons: 1
Coding region: 191-2632 (813 amino acids)
Biological process (GO): protein phosphorylation; recognition of pollen
Molecular function (GO): protein serine/threonine kinase activity; ATP binding
Source: RefSeq, a predicted model, not a curated record